This is a messenger RNA of Eurytemora carolleeae, 1036 nucleotides long. RefSeq lists its product as uncharacterized. The record is from RefSeq and is a predicted model, not a curated record. The coding region runs from base 117 to 845 and encodes 242 amino acids. Lineage: Eukaryota; Metazoa; Arthropoda; Copepoda; Calanoida; Temoridae. The transcript has 4 exons.
AUAAAAAGCUUAAAAACAAUUAAAUACAUGGCUAAUUAAAUACAUGGCUAAUUUCUUGAAAUCCAAGAUAUUUCUGUUCCCAGUGCAGCGGAAGCGUUUUGAGUUGCAUCAUAAAGAUGCCGUUCUGGUUGGCCUGUCUGGUAGAAACUAUCUUCUUCUACUUUGCCAACCUCGCCAUGAUGACCGCCAUGACCAUCUCGGUGUGCAGGCUUCUCAUGGUCAUCAAGUUUGAUAAGAUGAUUGAGUUUGAACCUGAAGAAUCUGUUGAAAGAAUAAAAACCCUUCUCCUAACUCUCACUGCUCUACCUACAGUAUACCCAGCUUACGUCGUCUUCACUAAAGAAUUUGUGUCUCCCCAAGUAGAGUUCUAUACUGGACUAGAAGGUUCUGAAUCUAUCAACCCCCACCUUAUCUUCAGUUCUCUAGUCUGCACUGUCUGUAUCAUAGCAACGAUUGGACCCUAUCUCUACGGCAAAUAUUAUCUCAUAAAAAACCACGCAAUCAGUGUACGGUCUGAGAGAAAAGAUGCCUCCAAGAACAUGAUAAACAUGAAGGCUGUUAUAAUAAGCUUUGUUCUAGCAACCCUCAGUGUCCUGGUCGUUAUUCUUUUACGUGUCGUUGACCAGCGUCUAGCACCAAUCAACAUAAUUCUAGUUUCCUCAACCUUUACGGUGUUCUUAGUUAAGUUUGUCCUUAGCAACAAAAUCCGCGAGUUUUUCCUCCGAAAAGCAUUUCAGAAAAAAACAAAUGCACAAGAAUUUUUGAUUUGGUUCAAAUCCUGUUUUUGCCAUUUGAAGAGGAACAAAGUUGAUGUCCACAGAAUUGAAAUGGAAAGUGUGGCAUGAAAAGGCCGGGACACUAAAGCUAUAGCUUUGGUACGGCUUUUUUAUGUGGCAAGAUAGUGUACGAAUCUGUUUGAGGCCCAGGGGUGGAUGUCAGAAAAACAAUUUUCUACAAUAACUGUGAUGUGUAAUUAAUAGUUUAAUAUGAGUGUUAUCAUUAGAAAGUUCAAUUAUUUAUUUAUAAAUUCCUUAAU